AUGGACUGUAGCUCACAGGACGAGAUGGGCGCCUGUCCGACCUCGACGGUAAGGGACUCGCAAUGUCAGGGGCAUCCCCGAAGGACGGACACGUGUGUCGAGUAUUGGACAAAGUGGGAUGAGUGGACACCAGGGUUGAAGGAUUCUUUUCAGGAGCGCCAUAUCGCUCAGAUGGAAGACUUCAUCAGGCAUAGGCUCCAAGUAUUCAUGAGCCUUGAACCGGAGCUCAUAGGUGCAGUCAAUAUACCCGCUGUAUCCUUUCCCGAAGAACCUGCAGAGGAUGCCUCGUACGAAGAAAAACAGAGAUACCUCAUAGAUUCAUACAACGUCGCCAUGGAUAUUGCCCUGCCAAAGAAGCAUGACCGAUGGCCUAGGCAACGGCGACUCUUACAAACCUCCCUAACUAAAUAUCGCCCUUUAUAUCAGGAACUCAGGCUUGAAGACCCCACCACAACCAUCAGACUCCUGGAAGUCCUCCCCGGCCCACCGGACGACCCCGUGAUCAAGACACGGCUUUUCAACGCAAGCCUCCAUUCCUUGGGUCACAAAUAUGAGGCACUCUCCUACGCCUGGGGUAAAGUGGCGAGCCUGAGGGAGAUGCGCUCUAUUCACGUCAACUCUUUCAAGCUGCCAGUCACUCCGAACUUGUAUAAUGCGCUGAUCUCACUUCGCCAGCCAGAUCGCCCAAGAAUGCUGUGGGUCGACUCAGUCUGCAUCAACCAGGGUGACCUCAACGAGCGCAGGGAACAAAUCGUGCUCAUAGCUCACAUCUACUCCAAGUCCGAGCGAACAGUCGUGUUUCUCGGGCCAUCAACUGCAAAGACUCACGCGUUUUUCACGUUUCUGUCACUGCCCAUCUGCCAACUCUCUCACUGCCAAAAAUGCCAAAAAGAUCAUGCGUGGCCCUCGCGGAACCAGGGCCCCGUUGAGGCUUGUGCCGAGGCUGGGUUAGACGAGCAGGAUGUUGUAGAUGGCUUCGUGCAAGUUUGCAGCAUGUCGUGGUGGACCAGGGUAUGGAUUCUUCAAGAGUUCAUGCUGAGCAGAUCAGACCCAUUGAUGCAUUGCGGUCGCGAUGCAGUCUCAAACCGUCAGCUAACAGUAAACGUUGACUACAUGUAUGGCUGGAUCCACGAUCGCAAGACACACCCGGAACCUGUCAUUGGCUGCACUGCUUACGGAGGAAAUGUUGGGCAGCAGGCCGACGACGUCGGUGACGAUGGCUCGGAAGACAAUGAGCAUUCUACCACGAGCGAAAAUCGCGAAGCCGCCAAUGAUCUCAGGGGUGAUGACCUGUCAGUGGCGAGCGGGCACAGUGGCGAUAAGAGAGACUAUUUUGAAGUUGUCCGCCGCCGUCUUAGGGGCCUUCGUCUUGCUCCAAGAAGCACGGACGGCCACGAGUGGAACAUAUGGGGAGCUCGCGUCUGGAUGGUAAAGAAUGUCUUGAACGGACGCACCCUUUGCCGGCCGUGGAAUGGCGCCCGGGAUGUCUACAAGUCUCUCAAAUCCAACUGCAGCGACCCCCACGACAUCGUCUAUGGCGUGCGAGAAUUGGCAGACCACGCCUUUCGGGACAUGUUCAUACCUGAUUACACUGUUUCAGUCUCGGACCUCUACACAAAGCUGGCAACCUACCUCAUCAUGAUGGAGUACUGCUCAGACCUGUUCUGGCAUUACCCUCACCGCCUCAAGGAUAAAUAUCCAAGGGGGUCGCAAGAGUUUACCAGCAUCCCCUCGUGGGUUCCAGACUUUACUCGGCGUGUCGAGCCCAAGGCAGCAGAUAGAGUCCCUGACCACGGAGCUAAGCCGAUUAGAAACAACCCAUUCAUCGUUGAUCGAGUCCUGUUCUGCACUGGGUGGGUCUUGGAUGAAAUCUUCCAAGUGUUUCCCCUUCCCAAAAAUGAUCCCUUCAGAUUAUUGCAGCAGCUCUGGUACAUCGAGAGAUCGCAUGGAUGGACUCCUUACGAAGUAAUGAGUGGGAAACCUUCCUUUAAUCUCCACGACUGGGACAAACCCAAGGAUACAAAGCCAUCCCUCAGGGGCUUUCAUCCCUUUCCUAGCGUCGCGUGGGCAACAGACAGAUCUGGCUCGUCGGAUGGCCGCUCCAUUGUGCAAACUCUUGAGGCAUUCAUGGAUCUCGAGGGUAUGGUUGAAGUUUUUGACAACGGCUUUGGGCUAGCAAAUCCUUGCCUACGACGUAUCUUUGAUAGGGAAGGAAAAAGAUACGGACCGUCGGCCUCACGCGAAGACCGGGACGAAUUCUUGGAGCGAGCUUCCGGCAUUCAUCACCGGCUUGGUGAUCUCAUGCUUGAGUUUAUGCGUGAGGGGGAUAAAAGAACCGACUUUAUUGGGAUCUGUACUUUUGAUUUCGAGGGUUUACGCGCCCAAGUCCUCCACAACUUGAUACCCAUGACGCCUUGGCAGCCUCUGAGAAUGAGCCGACCAAAGUUUGUCAACGAAGAGGUCGACAACAUUUGCAAUCCUCCCAUAGUCAACGCCGACUUGCAGAGACCAAUAGUCUACAGAUCACUACUUGCAUUAAUCAACAAAGGUAUUGAGGACGUCGAGGAGCGUAUUAUGCGGCGGGAGAUUGUCAUGAACUUCGCCCAAGUCGUGCACGAUGCUGCGAUGGAAUUAGUGGGGGGACAGAGUGAAGUCACCUAUGAGUAUUUAGGUGAUAAGUAUGCUCACAUUUUGAGACGCAUUGUGGAAUCCAGUGAUCAACUCAAUGCUGAUCACGGCCUUCAUAACGACGAUGGGAGUAAUGCCGGUGGACGUGAGGGUACUAUCAUGGAUCAUUUCGUCCUAUCACCAUUUAAUGAUGGCGAGGCCGAUAAUAGCCGCCCUGAUAGUGCCCUUAUCCUCUGCCAGUCAUAUCCGGAAGAUGACGAUCCUCUUUUAGAAAGGAUGUAUUUCGACGAGGCGGGUCAGCCAUUAGGACCGAAACCAGUCGAGAGCGCCUGCUCGUUCAAAAUACUAAACAAGAGCACAAUGAUGAGCGAACCUAGGCACAGGGCUAGCAGCAUUUAUGGCGAGAAUUCAAACGCUUCUGCCGACGAAGAACUUGACAUAGAACCGCAACGCGCAGAUGGCGACAUGGGAGAUUCGAGUUCUCCAGACGAAGCACAACGUGAUUAUCCAACCGAUCCCGCGGUUCCUCCAGUUGAAGAAUCAGAAGAAGACACUCACAGCAAGAAUGAGACGUACAACACUGCCUCAUCAUCGAAAAAAUCCCGACCUUCACUCAUCCGUGGCGGACCGAGUGGCGAACUCUCCACGUGGCGUCGUACCGAGAAGCGCAAAUCAACUCAGGUGCAUCUUGUUUUCCAAGAUCUGUGCGACUUUCUCGCUGGUCGAGAGUUCUUCAUCACUGAGACAGGCCUAAUGGGACUUACUGCGCCUGGCGUUCGAGGAGUCUGCGACGGCGACGACCUGCUCAUGCUGCAGGACAUGGCUUUUCCCAUCGUUGCAAGGCUUGAGCCUUCAGAGAAACUGGGGAAUCCCAAGAUGCGACGCAGAGACAUGCCGACAUUAAGGAUGCGAAGGGAAAUAGUAGGCUCGGCCAUUGUGCGUGGCAUCGACACAAAGGGCGGCCAACUGGACAAGGUAGAAUUCCCAGACCAUUUUGAGCCUUUGAGUGGUAGGAGUUUAGGAUUUUUGAGGAUUAAAUAA
This is a messenger RNA of Clonostachys rhizophaga, 3669 nucleotides long. The record is from the annotation of a GenBank genome assembly. Lineage: Eukaryota; Fungi; Ascomycota; Sordariomycetes; Hypocreales; Bionectriaceae.